CUACACAAAGUGAAUAUACUUUUAUUAGUGUGAUGUUCUUAGAAAAUUAGACCUGAGAUUAAAUAUUACACCUAUAGGCAGAUAUAUUCAUGUAUUCUUGGAAGGAACAAGCAAGGUGUUUGAGGCAUGAAUGAGAUUCAUGGAGUGUUGUGUUUAUUGGUCUAUGACCCACUGCACAAUAUAAAACGCAGCUGAUUAGACACAUACAUACUGAGCAACCACUGACUUCAUCAGUCACCAUGGCUGCUGGAAGGAAAGUCUUGUCAAAGGUUAAUGUUAAAAGUUACACAUCUGCGUUUGAGCCAUCGACACCAAUGCCAAGUGACUGUGAAAUUGAGAAAAUCAAAGGAAUGAUGGAGGAAUUGAAGCCUAAAGUUGAUGAUGUAAAAAGGCUUUUUGACAAAUUGUGCGAGUUUACUACAGUUAGAGAUAAUACAUUGAAACUCGUUGGAGAGGCAUUUGAAUUUUUAAAUGAGAAACAUCGAAAGGUUAACAUAGCCAAGGUUGCUGGAAGUAGCGUGUCAUUGGUUGGAGAUGGGCUUGUUAUUGGAGGGGUUGUAGCAGCUCCAUUCACGCUAGGUUUUUCCCUGAUAGCCACUGCAGUGGGUGGCGCAAUUUGUGCAGUGGGGGGAGCAACAUCUGCUGGUGCUGGUCUUGUGGAGCUAUAUAUAUCCAAAAAGAAAGUAUCAAAGAUUCAGGAAGAAGUUGGAAAAGAUAAAGUAUUUGCAGAGAGAUGCAAA
This is a messenger RNA of Geodia barretti, 740 nucleotides long. The record is from the annotation of a GenBank genome assembly. NCBI's taxonomy places the organism in Eukaryota, Metazoa, Porifera, Demospongiae, Tetractinellida, Geodiidae.